Molecule: messenger RNA, 2247 nt
Organism: Phialemonium atrogriseum
Lineage: Eukaryota; Fungi; Ascomycota; Sordariomycetes; Cephalothecales; Cephalothecaceae
Exons: 2
Coding region: 1-2247 (748 amino acids)
Source: RefSeq, a predicted model, not a curated record
AUGCCACUCCCGCCCUGCUCCUUUCCACUUGAAGUCCCCCUCGCCCCUUCCUCAGGGCAGCGUGCCAAUCGGCGGCCCACAUUGCUGCGAUCCGCCCUUGCCAGUCAGAAACCUCGAACACAGAGCCAGCUUGAUGGCUUGAGACCGGUGGCAUUGCAGACGCCGAGACCGGUAUCAGAACACAUACCCCGUACACCAGAGCCUGGUCCGAAACUUGAGGAGAAGCCGGACGACGGAGAGGAGGAGGACGACAACGACGCCGAGGAGGAUCAGCAGUCGAAGAUACCCAUGAACGCCGAUCCCAAUCCCCUGCCUACGUCUGACUUGAGCCCCCUCCCGCAGUCUCCGGACACCGCUUCGACUACAUCCACCUCUCGUCGGCGAAGACGGGUUCCCCGCAAGACCACCAGAUACGCUUUGGCUUACCCGGCUCCCCGGUUUGCCGGGAAGAGUCUAGUGGUCCAAAAGGUCAACCCCAAGCUCUAUCUGCAGCUACAGCAGGUCUCCGAGGCCAAUCGGCCAGUGCCCAUCAUUGACGUCUUCCCGUCGUCGCGACUAGCUGGCCCUCUGGUGGCUUCACGAGUCGCCAAGCGGUUUCCUAGGGUCUUUGGCGCCAAGGGUGAAUUGGGCGCUGCCGAUGUGGUGGUGAUGCAAAGCGAAGCUUAUGACAUAAAUUCCCAUGCGCUGGAGAGUGAAGACGAGGAUGACGGCCUUGAUCAGAGGAAGCUCCUUGCUGUGUUUAGUCCACUGAAGAAGAAGUCCGACCUGACCGAGAUCGUGCUUGAUGAUGGGUCCGCGUGGGUUGCACAAAUGCUUCCGACAGGGUCAUUCGAUUUUGUCCAUGUCGACGCUCAUGGAAUUACCACGACUGCCCGUUGGGCUCGGAGGCCUGGGAUGCAGACAAAUACCACAUGGCCGUUGGGAGACGCUACUCCGCAACCGACGCCGACAACAUCCAGCGAUUCUUCGGGACUGAAAUAUACGUUCAGUAUCCUCAACCCUCUCACGCGCCGGCACCCCAUCAUGGCAACUUUGACACAGUCAGCCCUCGAUAUCCAAAGUCAUUAUACCACGGUAACCAUGUCUUCCAGCCGGUACCCGCCAUCCAGGCGCAGGAGCCAGACACUGCCGUCCUUUUCACGUGCAUUUCCAACCUCGCCCUCAAGUCGGACUGUGGCGUCAGCGUCGGCGUCGGACCGCGACAGUGGCUCUGAAACAAUAUUGCCGCCGGAACCCGAAUCUGAGCGCACCAGUCAUCCUGUCGACAACGCCACCAAAAUGCUGAUCUCGAUCACGGCAGUCUGGCUUGCGCUGCGUUCCGGAUGGUCGCCGUAUUACAAAUCUCCACACUCUCAAGCUUCCGACCAUGCCCUGCCGCCUAGCUCCUCAACUCCCGGACCAUCUGUAGCCACGACACCGGCUGCCACCACCGCUAGGCAGAGCCGUCGAUGUGUUUGGCCUCGCAGAGACAGUUUAGACGAAAGUAAUAUGUCGGGCCCGCGCCCCAUCGACCUCCCUGAUCAAUAUCUUCUCGGAUCCUCCAGAGGUGCAAGCGGUCACCGCCCCUCAAGUCUCGGGAUGGCCAAAACAAUGCCUCUGCAGCCAGGGAUUUACAUCAGAGAUCAAUCUCCGGGCCCUUCGACAUCGGCAAUUCCAUCUUCCGCCUUCUCCAUGUCCAAACCCGUACCCCGUAGAGCGACAAGCACCGGCGCAGCAUUCAUGCAACGACACAUCCAGCUACAGAGUCCCGAAGCUAGCGAUACGGAGCAUGCGGCGGCAGGUCAAGGUACCGGCAACCGGCGGAACGUACGUGGCCGGAUCCUGAGCGGUGAUUGGGCCCCAGCCUUUGCCAGGUUCAGUCGUCCGCUCUCCUUCCAUGGCCGCGGCCGCGACCCCGGUUCGGUGAGUCCCUCGUCACAGUCCUCGCCGGAAACGGGUCCCGACCAGGCAAACACGAUGCCGGACCAUCCUAGCCACACCGUGGCACCUUCAGCAGGCGGCAGGCGCGUCCAGUCGGCCUACUACCCGAGUAAUUCCAUGAGACUGGAGGAUAUCCGCGAUGGCGACGGCGAGAGCAAGGUCGAACCCGGGGCUGCGCCCGAUCAUGUGCCUGGAGCCACCGGCGCUGGGACGCAGGAGGACCAUUGUGCCGAAAGCAGGUGGUCGGAAGACGAUGACAGGAGAGGGGGCUUUGCUGGAAAGCUCAAAAGUUUCGGCAAUUGGUUCAGGAGACUCGGCACGCACUAG